GAUAUUUGGUGCAGUUUGGUCAUAUCGCAAGGGGAGUUGCCAUGACAAUACAAUUGAUUGUCCUUCAGAAUGACAUAUUCCAUACUCAAGGAACGAUGACGUUAAGCAAGAAACGGACGUGCUUUUUCUGUUUAAAUCUAAAAUGUAUUUUCACUAAGGUUGCUGUCUUCGUUUGAGAAUGGAAAUAACUUGUAGAGGCCUGGAAAUAGUCCCUGCAUGGAAAUGUAUGAAAAAUCCCAGAACACACCAGGGCCCAAGAGACAAGUGGUUUCCAUGGAACCUCUGUUAUAUAGACUGACAUUAUGAUUUGGGGAAUAGGUCUGUUCUGGGAGUCCCUUGGUGUAAAUUCUGCACUACAUCAGCCUUGGAGGAAAGAGCAGAUCGGCCCCUCCGGUGGCUGGGGGCGCUUUUGGGCCCCAUCAGACCCAUCAGGCUCAGCACCAUCAUCCCCUCGGCCUGCCGUAGACCUGCAGAGGGACCCUGUAGAGACAGACAUCCGCAUGGAAAAGCCCCGAUCUCAAUAAGCCUGGAUGAGCUAGUGCAGAUGAUGGUGGUGGGGGUAGCUCCACUCACAGCAGCUUCAGGGCUACCGCCCCCCCCCCUCCCCUCCCUCCAUGUCAGUCUGCCCUCUUGUCAUCAAAUUUCAAAGACACCUCAGACUCAGAGGCCACGGCCCAGUUCUUCACCGGUCUGGGAUGAGGAGCGGAGGCCUGUGCCAACUGACCACCUAGAGACUCAGCCCCUGAUGUGCCGCUGCUCUGCCCCCCCCCCAGGACCCCUGCCAACAGCAGCUGAUGGCAUGAUGCCUCUCGACCCAAAACAGAAGCUGGACAGCAAGGAGGAGAGUGCUGGCCUGGAGCCCCAGAAGGCAAAGGACGGUUACCUCUCCAGGUGUCCGUCACGGCCACCCACCCCCUCAGCGCUGUCCCCCAGCCCCGCCAGCCUAUCCUCGUACCACGGCGACGACAGCGACAGCAUCAGCAGUCCUGCCUGGCCCCGCACUCCCUCCAGCCCCCAGAAGCCCAACUCCUCCUCCACGCUGAGCGGUGAGAAGAUCACCAAGCUCUACCAGAUGGGUGUGGAGCCGGAGCGCCAGGCGUGGGUGGAGCGCUACCUGGCCUUCAUGGAGGAUCGCGGCACGCCGGUCACUAGCCUGCCCAGCGUGGGCAGGAAGCCGCUGGACCUGUGCCGCCUCUACAUGUGUGUGAAGGAGAUCGGUGGCCUCGCCACGGUGAAUAAAACCAAGAAGUGGCGGGAGUUGUCUUCCCACCUGAACAUGGGCGCCUCCAACAGCGCGGCCAGCUCCCUGAAGAAGCACUACAUUCACUACCUGUUCGCCUUUGAGUGCCAAGUGGAGCGUGGGGAGGAGCCCCCGCCCGAGAUCUUCGCCACGACCGACUCCAAGAAGCAGCAGACGCCCAAGAUUCAGCCGCCAUCUCCAGCUAACUCUGGCUCCCUGCAGGGCCCCCACACACCACAGUCCACAGGCAGCAGCUCAAUGACGGAGGCGGGGGGUGACUUGAAGCCGCCCACACCAGCCCCACCCACACCUGCUCCUCACACGCAGAUGAUCCCGCAGCAGGGUAGCAGGAACAGCAGCACUGUCAGUGUGCAGGACCCCUUCGCAGAGGUCAAUGACCCCGUCUUCCAGAAAUGCACUCCUAUGAACCCUGGGGCACCUUACCACCCCCAGGGGGGCAACAUGCCAGAGGCUGUGAUGAGGAUACAGUAUGAGGCCAACAAGGACCCCUUUGGUGCUGCAAGGAAGGGGAUGGCCCCAAACGAGCACUUUGGGGAAGGCCAUAUGGCCGGCAGCGGCAUGCAGGAAGCAUAUGGCCGGGGGCCACCUCCGGGGGCCAUGCCUGUCCCGGGCGUGGGCCAGCGCCCCCAGUACCCUUACGGCCCCGGCUAUGACAGGAGACCGGACAAUGUGAUGGGACCAGAGGGGGGCAUAGUUCCCCACCAAAGUCAGAACAACAUGGCACCCUCUGCUAAUGACUCGGGACUGUAUUCUCCAAACAGAUACCCCUCCCAGCUGAGGCACGAGGGCUACGGACAGCAGUAUUCCCACGGCAUGCCAUAUGGAGCCCAUCAGCCCGGAAUGUUCCCCCAGCAGCAGGGCUACAAACGGCCAAUGGAGGGGAUGUACGGCCCCCCUGCGAAGCGCCAUGAGGGGGACGUGUAUGGUGGGCCCUAUGGAGGGCAGCAGCCAGAUCCAUAUGGCCCCUACGGCAGCUAUUCGGGCCCUGAACGCCGGCCCAUGCAGAACCCCUUCCCAUACGGUUAUGGACGGGAACGCAUGCCCCCCUCAGGUCCAGUGCCCCCACAUGCAAUGGGCUCUGGUGAGGGGCCCCAGCCCAGGAUGUGGCCCUCCAGGACAGAUGUGAACUACCCCUAUCCAACUAGGCACGGUCAGGGAGCGACCUACCCUUUGGGCCGCGGGGACGACGGUGAAGGCCUGCCAGGCCAGGACAGCUCGUGGCCCAGUGCCACUGGGCAGCGCCAGCCGUCUUUUCACCCCUCGGCCACCUCCCCCUCUUCCUCCUCUGGACCGAUGCCCCAUAUGACCACUAGGCCGCCGCCACCCUCGUCAUACCAGACACCCCCCGCCAUGGCUGCCAGCCAUGUUCCCCGGGACCCCAGUCCCGCCCCUUUCCAGCGCUCUAUGGAGGUGCAUCCAUCUCCCAGCAAGGGCCACUUUAUGGCUUCUGUAAAACCGCCAAAGCCAGGCAUGCCUGUCCCCAUGCCGGGGCCCGCCCCAGCUCCCGGGAUGCCUGGCCAGGCUCCUCCUCCGGUCCUCCAGCGAGAGGUCAGCUACCCCGCCAGUUCGGUGGAGGGCACACAGGCACUGCUGAAGCCACGUCGUAAGCUGACCUCCAAAGACACCGGAACCCCAGAGGCCUGGCGUGUGAUGAUGUCCCUCAAGUCAGGCCUGCUGGCAGAGAGCACCUGGGCCCUAGACACCAUCAAUAUCCUGCUUUAUGAUGAUAGCACUGUGGCCUCCUUCACCCUCUCACAGUUGCCUGGAUUUCUGGAACUAAUCGUGGAAUACUUCAGAAGGUGCCUGAUAGAGAUGUUUGGGAUUCUGAAGGAGUAUGAAGUGGGAACACCUGGACAGAAGAUACUUCUAGGACCUACGCCAAGUCAGAAGGAGGAGGAUCCUGCCCACCCGGAAGAAAUGGAUAAAUCUGAGGCAGAACUGGGAGAGGAGGAUGGAUGGGCAGCAAAUGAUGAGGCACUUCUCAAUACCACUGAGGAGGCAGUGUCAGACAACAUCAGGGAGGAGCCUCCAGAUGAGCCACAUUUAAAGGGGAUGGAUGAGGAAGAGCAUGAGGAGAAGAGCAAGGACCUCUCAGAGGCAAUAUGUCCCCUGGAGCCCCGGCCAAAACAGGCUAGCAGGUAUGACAAAUUCCCACUGAAGGUGGAAGACAAGGACUGGGAUGGGUCACAAGAAGACCUGCUAAACGGUGAGGGCUUCACCAGCGGGUUGCUGCACUGGCAGGCAGGUGGGGGGGACUCCACUGCCCACAUCCAGACCCACUUUGAGAGAAAGACCAACAGCCUGUGGGGUAGGGAGGAGGAGUUGGAACCAGUAGAGGCCAAUGAGAAGACUUGCCACAACAGGGCACCCUGGUGGCCAUCAGUUUCCUUUGAGUUUGACACCCUGGAGGAUGAACCACGUUGCCGAGACGAUGCCCCUCUCUCUGUUGCUGCCAACUGGCAGGACUCGCUGGCACGGCGGUGCAUCUGCAUCUCCAACGUUAUACGCAGCCUCUCCUUCGUACCUGGCAAUGACACCGAGAUGUCCCGGCAUCCAGGCCUGGUGCUGAUCCUAGGCCGGCUGGUGCUGCUGCACCACGAACACCUUGAAAGGAAAAGGCCUUCUGCAAUUCGCCGCGAUGGAGAAAGGGAUGGCGAAGAGGAGGACCGUGGUCUGGCCUGCAGCAGAGAUGAGUGGCGCUGGGAUUGCCUUGCCACACUGCGGGAGAACACUAUGGUGACCCUGGCAAACAUUGCCGGCCAGCUGGAUCUGUCACUCUACCCAGAAAGCAUCUGUUUGCCUCUCCUGGAUGGCCUCCUGCACUGGAUGGUGUGCCCCUCGGCAGUAUCCCGGGACCCGUUUCCAACGGCUGGGCCUUACUCUGCACUCACCCCACAGCGACUUGUACUGGAGUGCCUGUGCAAGCUGAGUGUUCAGGAUGGCAACGUGGACCUCUUGCUGGCCACGCCACCUAUGAGCCGGCAGCAGCGGCUCUACACAGCUUUGGUGCGUCAUGUGGGUGAGCGCCGCAGCCAGGUGUGCCGCGAGAUGGCGGUGGCUGUUCUGUCCAACUUGGCCCGUGGCGACCCUACAGCAGCCCGGGCUAUAGCCCUGCAGCGGGGCGGCAUAGGCAGCCUGAUGGGAUUUCUGGAGGACGGUGUGGCCGUGGCGCAGUACCAGCACGGCCCCCACGGGCCCCCGCACCCCGAGCCGCCGAGCGUCAGCAUGAUGUGCCGGGCCGCCAAGGCGCUGCUGGCCAUGGCCGAGGUGGAGGAGAACCGGCCCAAGUUUGUGCUGUAUGAGGGCCGGCUGUUGGACAUCACCGUGUCCUCUGUGUUGAGCGCCGCUGUCUCCAGCAUCCUGUGCCAAGUGCUCUUCAAAAUCGGCCGCUUUUGACUGGCACCUUGACGGCCUCUAAGAGCAGAUGUCACAUGCAAUUGCUGGUAUUAUAUUUUUAUUUAAGGGAAAAAAUUAAAUAAAAAUGUUUUGUAUAUGUAUAAAUAAAUAUAUAAAUAUAUAAAAAUAGCUCCCCAGCCCGAUUCACGGUUUAAUUUUGGAAUUUUUGAAAUGAUUUUAAUACAGAUAUUUAAUACUUGCUGUGGUAUGUGUUUUUAAUAUUUUUCCUGUCUUUUUUUUAAUAAUUUGAUUUGAACAAGAGUUGAUAUAUGCUCCUUUUUGUUGUCUCUUAUAUGUAUGUCUCUUGUUUUAUAUAAUUGUUCUGAAUCAGUUUGCUUUCAAUUAAUAAUUUAAAUUGUGAUAAAUAUUGUGGAUGGUUCUUCUGCCACAUUAUUGAGAAGAAAAAUGAUUUUACUCGUAUAAAUAUACCCAUGUUUAAGAAAGGCUUGUGCAAUAGGAAUCACGGCAGGUUGGCAUGGUAACAGGCUGGCUGUCAGUUAAGUGUGUGUUUGUUCCCUCCUACACCAUGCAACACAAAAUCAGUGUUGCAUCUGCCUACCAGUCAAAGAAAAAAAAAUACUCCCUUCUCCACUCCUGGAGCAGUCUCUUUAGUACUUGUAUUACGUUUAUUUUGUAUUCGGCAGUGGGCUGAGAUGUAAAUAGAUCUUGUACAUUGAACAAACGUACCUUUGUUUUAUUCUUUGUAUUUCGUUGUUUUUAGUUACCUGCAUAUCUUUUUUUCCAGGUGAUAUGACUACAAAGUGACAGUAGUUGUUAAUUCUAAAUAUUAUUUGCUGUUACCGUUAAUUUUAUUUAGUCUAUUUCAUUGUUUGGGUUCACAUCCUAAAACAAAGGCAAAGUCGUAUCCUGUGUGUAAGAAGUUGCUGUGCUCUCAGCACGGGUGUGUACCGCUUUGUGAGCCCCAUGUUGGACUUGUUUCAUUCUGGGGAAUAAUGUAUAAGGUUAUAAAAGACAGAAAGACAUCUAUCCUAUCCAUUUCUUUUUAAUUCCCCGCAUGUGAUGCGGAAAAGGAAAGUUAUCCUGGGAUGAUGACAGAAACCAAUUAAAACUGAAUAACAGGACAAAGAAAAUCCUACACCGAUA
Molecule: messenger RNA, 5761 nt
Organism: Brienomyrus brachyistius
Lineage: Eukaryota; Metazoa; Chordata; Actinopteri; Osteoglossiformes; Mormyridae
Product: AT-rich interactive domain-containing protein 1B-like
Exons: 12
Coding region: 545-4657 (1370 amino acids)
Biological process (GO): regulation of transcription by RNA polymerase II; chromatin remodeling; positive regulation of DNA-templated transcription
Cellular component (GO): nucleoplasm; nBAF complex; brahma complex
Molecular function (GO): nucleosome binding; DNA binding
Source: RefSeq, a predicted model, not a curated record